Molecule: messenger RNA, 592 nt
Organism: Medioppia subpectinata
Lineage: Eukaryota; Metazoa; Arthropoda; Arachnida; Sarcoptiformes; Oppiidae
Source: the annotation of a GenBank genome assembly
UUGAAUACAGUGUUUGUCUCCAAACGUGAGAUUCAUUUAGCGAUCAUUUCGUUUGAAUUUAGCCUUAGUUUACGUUUAAAUCCAUAUUUGAAUCAAAAGUUGUGUUUUAAUUGCAAACCAAACAAUCAUUUUCCACUCAAUUGGUGUCCGAAAACCCGAGUAUUGGCUGCGAUUGAGACGAUAGACUCGUUUCGGUCCACAAGAAAUCAUUUCGACACUUGUUUUAGUGCCGCCGAAGAGGUAUAGGAAGUGGUAAGUGAUGGCCAAAUGGGGUGAAGGAGAUCCCCGAUGGAUAGUGGAGGAGAGACCCGACGCGACCAAUGUUAACAACUGGCACUGGACUGAGAAGAAUGCCUCGAAUUGGUCUAAAGAGAAGUUAACGCAACUGUUGUCUGCUCUGGAGGUCGACGAGUCGGGCGUCGGUUUGUGUCGCGUCUCUGCGGUUGAGUCCAUUGAAGGCGAAGCCGUGGCCAACAAUCGGAAGGGAAAACUCAUCUUUUUCUACGAAUGGGUCAUCAAAUGCGAGUGGAAGGGAAGACUCAACGGAUCCGAUGACGAAGUGAAGGGAACCUUUGAGAUACCGAAUCUGAGC